UCGCGCUGCGCGCAGGGCCGGGCUCGGGGCGCGAUGGCUCUGUACCCGGUGAUCCGGAAGCUGCAGCACAAGCGCGUGGUGCUGGCCAGCGCCUCCCCGCGCCGCCAGGAGAUCCUCAGCAGGGCGGGUCUCAGGUUCGAGGUGGUUCCUUCCAGGUUUAAAGAAAAGCUCGAUAAAGGCUCUUUCGCCACCCCGUACGCCUAUGCCAUGGAGACGGCCAAGCAGAAGGCCCUGGAUGUGGCCCGGAGGAUGCACCAGAAAGACCUACGGGUCCCUGACAUCGUCAUCGGAGCCGACACUAUCGUGACGGUUGGAGGGCUGAUCCUGGAGAAGCCGGUGGACAAGCAGGACGCGUACACCAUGCUGUCCAGGCUGAAUGGGAAAGAACACAGCGUGUUCACCGGAGUCACCAUCAUCCACUGCUCCAGCCAAGACGGCCGGCUGGACAUGGAGGUCUCCGAAUUCUACGAGGAGACGCUGGUGAAGUUCUCGCAGCUGUCCGAGGAGCUCCUGUGGGAAUACAUCCACAGCGGGGAGCCCAUGGACAAAGCCGGAGGCUACGGUAUCCAGGCGCUGGGCGGGAUGCUGGUGGAAUACGUCCACGGAGAUUUCCUCAAUGUCGUCGGCUUCCCCCUGAACCACUUUUGCAAGAAGCUGGCUGAGCUGUACAACCCUCCACGCCCCGAGGCCCUGCAGCGGGCCAGGCAGGGCUCCGUCCCUGCCGUGGACACGAUUGGGAGCCUGGGAGACCUGAGCGAUGCGGAGGGCCACGGCCCAGGUGGGGCGCAGGCGGGCGGGGCACAGCUACCCAAGGACCAGCCACAGGCUCGCAGCUCGGAGGGCGCAGAUCCUAAGAGGACGGUGAAGAGCCUGCCCCCCACAGCCCUUCUGGAAUUGACAGAAGGUUUCAAAGCAUCCAAGGCUCUGUUCACAGCUUGCAAGAUGAAAGUGUUUGAUUUAUUACGAGACGAAGGCCCCCUGAGCGCUGUGGAUAUUGCUGGGAAAAUUGACGCCUCAGAGUGCGGAACCAGACGGCUGCUGGACAUCUGUGUGGCCCUGGGGUUGCUGGAGAAGACACAGAGAGGUUACAGUAACUCGGAGGCGGCCAGCCUGUACCUGCUGUCGGACUGCGAGUACUCCCUCCACGGCUUUAUCAUGUACGAGAACGACCGCGCCUGGAAACUCUUCACCCACCUGGAGUCGGCCAUCCGGGAGGGGACCAACCAGCACCCCAGGGUCCUGGGGAAGACGGUGGACGACCUGUUCCCGGGCUCCCUCUACGAGAGCCAGGACAGUAAGCUGCAGUUUAUGGGGGCCAUGCACUGCAUCAGCAAGCUGACCGCUCACCAGGUGGCCACGGCCUUUGACCUGUCUCGAUUCACCUCUGCCUGCGACCUGGGCGGCUGCACAGGUGUCCUCGCCCACGAGCUCGCCAGGGAGUACCCGGGUCUGAAGGUGACUGUGUUUGACCUCCCAGAGGUCAUCAAGGAUGUCACAUGUUUUCAAAGCGACGGACCACAGUCACAGCAGGUCCGCUUCGUGCCAGGUGACUUUUUCAAAGACAGCCUCCCGGCGGCCGACCUCUACAUUCUUUCCAGAGUUCUCCACCACUGGCCAGAGGACAAGGUGCACAAGCUGCUGAGCCAGAUCUCAGACAGCUGCAAACCAGGUGACGGCCUCCUGGUGGCGGAAACGUUCCUAGACAAGAAGCGCUCGGCGCGGUGGGGCCUGAUGGAGUCGCUGAACACGCUGGUGCAGGCGCUGGGCCAGGAGCGCAGCCUGGGCGAGUACCAGCGCCUUCUGCAGAUGCACGGCUUUGAGGUGGUGGGGGCCGCGCGCCCCGGGAGCAUCUUGGAUGUGAUCCUGGCCACUAGAACUGUGCCCUGAGGCUCACAGGGAUGUUCUCCUGGGGGGGCCUCCGUCCUGGAAUGUGGACUUUGCGGUGCAACGUUUACUGGAGGGCUCGCUGUAACCGCCCAGAUCAAAGGGCGUGGGGAGCACUGUUUCUCCGAGUCCUUUCGUGGGGCUGAAGACCCUGGGAAAGGACAGCGCCAGCCCAGGGGUCCCUCCCUCACAAUGCCAGGCAUCGACCUCUGCGGAGACCCCAGGUGUACCCGGCAGGGCGGCCACCUACCUGCCCAGUGAGUCUCCGCAGCAGGAGCCCCCUCCACCCUGCCCUCGCCACCAGCCUUGAGCAUUUCCAGUCUCUGUCGUUGUUUUUUAAAAUAUGUCUUUAUUGAUUUGAGAGAGAGGAAGGGA
Messenger RNA from Miniopterus natalensis, 2259 nucleotides. It is a transcript of the gene ASMTL, whose product is annotated as acetylserotonin O-methyltransferase like. Gene Ontology annotation, molecular function: nucleoside triphosphate diphosphatase activity; protein dimerization activity; O-methyltransferase activity. NCBI's taxonomy places the organism in Eukaryota, Metazoa, Chordata, Mammalia, Chiroptera, Miniopteridae. The record is from RefSeq and is a predicted model, not a curated record.